CGUCAGUUUCAUUAUAAUUGUCGACGUGUGGAGUGCUUCGCGCGGAAAUUUUCGCGUUAAUUUGUUGUGUCAGCGCGAAGCGUAACAGUGUUUAGAGCUUCUAUACAAGUGUGUGUAUAUGUAUAAGUGUCACUGCCUGUGCAAAACAACAUAGUGUUAAAUAAAUUGAAUUAACGACAAACAAUUGAAAAGCUAGCAUAAGCAAAAUAUAUUAAUUUAAUAAUAUUUUAUACAUCAGGCACAAUAUACGCGCAAUCAAAAACACCCAAUGCCAAAAAAGAGCUAGCAACAACAACCGAAGACAAAACCCACACACACAUACACACCGAAACACAAAUAUCAAUGCCGUUAUAAAUGUUUUUUUUCCGCAUGCAAAUAAAGGUAUCAGCUUUUGUUUACACUUAAGCGCGCCGGGAGUGCGUACACUGUGUGUGUGUGUGAUUGUGUGCGUGCGUAUGCACAAGUGCUUGCAGUUAUUGUUGUUGUUGUAGCCAAGUGUUUGUGAAUUGCUGCGCUGCAUCCUGUUUCUUUUUUCAUUUCGAAAUUCAUAUCCAAUUGGCAGCAGACACAGCGCCAAGUGAUGCCAGCAGCAGUUAGGACCAUCUCCUGAACGGCUUUACCACCCCACCACCAGAGCCGCUGACACGGGAAGUGGAAGUGAUGUCAUCGCAUUUGCCUGCCGCUGCAGUCGACAAGAAGAAACUUUACUAUAAACGCCGACAUUCUACAAAUAAAGGAGCAGCAACGACAUAGCCGCAUAACAGAAUUAUUCCGAUUGCUCUGGAUUCUAAAGACAACGUGUGGAAAAUGCCUCGGUCGCUUUCCCAUUUACAUUCACAGUUGCAACGGUCGCUGCGGCUGCUGCUGCCGUUGCUGUUGCUCAACAUAUGCUUGCAACACGUCGCUGUCGUCACAGCUGACAACUUGGAGUCAAAAGCACACAUUGGUGACUAUUUUCCUGCCCUUAAUGAGUUUUCAACUCACACUGUGAUACGCCCCCAAGUGCAUCAUGGACGCACUAAGCGCGCCCUGCAGAGCACUCUGGAUGCAUCGGACGGACUGCACGCGCCGCAGUUAACGCUGAAGUACACGCAUCAAGGACAACGCAUCCAAAUCGAACUGCAGCGCAACGAUCGCCUACUGCCCGACGCCCACUUCCUGCGGUACCAGAACGCCAGCAAUCGGGAGGACGGCGCCGCCGGCUACGUGGUGCGCAAUUUUACCAAGACUGACGUUGAUUUAUGUCAUUAUCAGGGACACAUACGUGGCCAGCCGGACUCGAGCGUGGCCCUCUCCACCUGCCACGGCGGCCUCAACGGCGUUGUCUUCGAUGGCCAGCACACGUACUUCAUACACCCACAUGGCAAGGCCAGCGGACGGCUGCAGGAUGACCACUAUCUGCUCAGGCACGCCGAUAUGCUGCAGCAGAAUGCCACCUGUGGCUACGACAGCCACAAAGGCAGUUAUGAAAAUUGGCCCGGCGAGAAUCUGGAGGAGGAUGAGGUGGAACAGCCCACAGUGCCGCAACGCUUGGAUGGCGGGGAAUUCCAGCGCAUGCUGAGACGCAAGAGACGCCAAACGGACGAGAGUCAACUGAUACGUGGACCGUACAAUGCCAACAAGUACUCCAGCUAUGUGGAGCUGGUCAUUGUGGUGGACAACAAGGUGUACAAGCAUUUCGGGGAGAACGCCAAGCGAGUCCAUCAGCAUUGCAAGGAUCUGGCCAACAUUGUGAAUGCCCUCUAUGUACCGCUGAACAUCUUUGUAGCGCUCGUGGGCGUCGUCAUUUGGAACGAGUCGAAUGAGAUUGAAUUCUCCAGCGAUGGCGAUGUGACGCUGCACAACUUCCUCAACUAUCGCAGGUCUAAGCUGGUGGUGGAUCAUCCCAAUGACAAUGCCCAGCUGCUGACCAAGGAGACGUUCAACGGCAGCGUCGUGGGCAAGGCCCUCAAGGGACCCAUCUGCACCUAUGAGUUCUCCGGCGGUGUGAGCGUGCAGCAUAGCCAGGUGUUGGCUGUGGUGGCCACGACCAUGGCCCACGAGAUGGGUCACAAUUUUGGCAUGGAGCACGAUUCGAAUGACUGCCACUGCCCCGACGAGAAGUGCGUGAUGGCCUCGUCCAGUUCGGCCGUGGUGCCGGUGCACUGGAGCAGCUGCAGCAUCGAUCAGCUGACCAUCGCAUUCUCGCGCGGCAUGAACUACUGCCUGCGCAACAAGCCCACGCGCCUGUUCGAUUCGCCGCAGUGCGGCAAUGGCUUCGUGGAGCCCGGCGAGCAGUGCGAUUGCGGGCUGCCCGCCCACUGCGAGAACAGCUGCUGCAAUCCGAUCACCUGCAUGCUGCACACGAAUGCAUCGUGCGCCACUGGCGAGUGCUGCGAUUUAAACACCUGCCGACCCAAGAUGGCGGGCAGCACUUGCCGUCCGGCGGAGAACGAAUGCGACUUACCCGAGUUCUGCACCGGCGAGUCGGAGUACUGCCCGACGGAUGUGUUCCGCCGUGACACCGAGCCCUGUGACGGCAAUCAGGCGUACUGUUUCCUGGGCACAUGCCGCUCCCACACCAACCAGUGCCGCAUCCUGUGGGGACCCACGGGCGACAACUCGGUGCACUGCUACGAGAAGAAUCUGGAGGGCACCCGCCUGGGCAACUGUGGCUACAAUCUGCUCAACCAGACGUUCGUCAAGUGCGCACCACAGCACAUACACUGUGGCAUGCUGCACUGCAACCACCUGAACGAGCGCCUCGAGUUUGGCAUGGAGUCGGCAGCGGUGCUGUCGCACUCCUUCAUCAGUCACGAUCGCAAAAUAGUUGCCUGCCGCACGGCCCUUGUGGAUCUCGGGCUGCAGACCACCGAUCCCGGCCUGACGCCGAACGGCGCCAAGUGUGGCGACCAGAGCAUGUGCGUCAAUCAGCAGUGCCUGCCCCUGGAGCGUGUGCGCAAGAUGGGCAUGGGCGCGCGCUGCCCGGAAGACUGCAACGACAACGGCAUCUGCAACAGCCGCGGCCACUGCCACUGCGACGUGGGAUUCGGCGGCGAGGCGUGCAACAAGGUCGGGCACGGCGGCUCCGUGGACAGCGGCCCAGCCACAGAUCCGAGCAGUGCUCUCAGCCUACAGCGCUUGCUGUACAUCCUGUUCUUCGCGGUGCUGCCGAUAUUGGUCUCCUUCUAUUUGUUCUACCGCUUUGCAAUCCGGAACAAGCUCUUCGCCAGUGGAAAACUAACCGAGAAUAUGUAUGUAUCGUCAUCCACGUCCAGUAGCAGCAGCAGCAGCAACACUAGUUCACCCACAGCCAAUUGUACUACGUCUGCACCGCCACCUACACCAAUAGAACCAAUGCACGUUACCACAUCACCACUACCACCAUUACCACCAGCACCACCACUACCGCCACUUAACCACACACAAACUACUAACACUGCAACAAUUACUAAUAUACACGCCACACUGCCCCGCCUGAAGUCCAGUCCUGGCAUACUCGCUGCAGUGCAUCCGCCUGCGAUGCCAAAGAGCCAGAGCCACUACGAGGCGCUGCAUGCGCCUCAUUUGCGGCGCAAGCUUUCCAAUGCAGCUGUGGCUAGUGCAUCAGUUGCACCGCCCGUGCCACCGCACAAAAACAACACUAACAGCAACAACAACAACAAUGGCAACAGCAACAGUAAUUCAAAUACAAUGCGCCGCAAGCUGGACAUAACGGCGCCGCGUCUGCAUGCCACCACAAAUCCCUUGGCGCUCACCGAGGGCGCCCAAUAUAUAAAAAGCGAGCCCGCGAGCUUGAAGAGCGGGCACAAGCAGCCGUCGACGCGCGCCAAUCAAAAUGGAGCUGGGCCGCCCGCGGGCGGGGCCAAUGGAUUACCGAAAUCGACGCCCAGCAGCACGGAUGACAUGAACUCGGCGCUGCUGAAGUCGCCCAGCGACUCGAGCGAUGCAGCCGCAGUCGGGAAUGCGACUAGUAUGUUUGGCAAAUUCAAGGGAUUCACAUUGCGCCCGCUGAACAGUGCCAGCUCGCCGGCGAGCAACUACAGCGGACCGAAUGUGGCCUUUGUGCAGCCGACGGUGCAGCAGGACGGCAAUGGGGUACCACAGCGUGCGGCACCGCCUCCACCCGUUGUUAAGCCUCUGGCAGAGCAGAGCGCAACAAAGGCGGCCAGCACAUUGCCCAGAGCAGCACCUGCGCUGCCACCGCCGAAUCCCGGCUCGACAGCACGCCCCAUCAUAUCGAAACCCAAGCUGGACUCCAGCACGCUGACCAUGGUGCCGCUGAAGGGCGGCGAUGAGGAUCUGUCGCCCGAGCGGUCGGCGCCCGCUCCACCCGUGCCGCUGCACACGGAUCCCAAACUGAACAUCAAGCGCGACGGCACCAUCCGUCGCUUUGCCUCGUUCCUGAAGAAGGAGGAGAAGCCCCCGCUCAAAGAGAAGACCUACAUUGAUCGCGAGCGGUUGCGCACAUUGGAAAUAUCGGCACCGAUGCCGGCGGCAGUGCCGUUGCCGCUGCAGACAGAGUCCUCCAACUCGGACUCGGAGACAACACCACGCGAGGAGGAGACCAAGAACCUAGUGAAGCGCACCCAGUCGAUGCGUUCGCCCACCAAGAAGACGCAGGUGCAAACGUUUGGUUCGAUGCGUUCGCCUCCCGGUGCAGCCCGGCCCAAGAGUUCUGUGAACACUGCCAACUCCACCGGCACACGGCCCAAGUCCCCGCCACCACGACCCCCGCCGGUGGCCAAGAAAACCAAUUCAACCACCUCGUCGGGCUAUCAGCUGCCGGUGGCUACCGCCCAGACGACGACGGAGAAUAACUACGAUGACUGCGAGUUCGUGGAGUCGCCAAUGCGCGCCUCCAGCGAUGCAAUCUACUCGGUGAUUGACGAGAUUCCGCCGGCAGCGCAAACACUGAAGCGCAGCGAUCUGGUAGCUAGCUUGGCCAGCGCAGGAGGAGGCGACGAUAUGGGUUUGCUGGGUGAGAUUGUCAAUGAGUUCGAGAAACUCAAUGGCGGUGACUCCAUCUACUCAGGAAAGGUAUCAGCAGCAGCUGCUACCACAGCACUAGAUCCGCCAGUGGACGAGCCGGAAGCGCCACGAAGUCCACAGCGUCCGGCACCGCCGCGGCCGGCGGGCAGCAACAGAAACAGCAGCUCGACCAGCGCUGACGAGAAGCCGGCCGUGACACCCACAUAUCUGCGUGCACCUCCCAUCAAUGCGCCCGUGGCGCGUGUGGCGCCUACACGCUCCGACAUCUCACCAUCGCGCGCAUUUUCCAGCUUCAGGCCGGCGCCAGCAAAUGCAGCCAGCAGCAGCAGCAAAACGAAUAGUAACAGCGGCGGCGGUACAAGCAACGCCAGCAGCAGAGCAGCUGCUGUGCAGCCGGCACGUAUCAGCGGAGGAGCGCGCCCCAAGUCCUUUACCAAGACAGCUAAACCACUGCCCAAUGGCGUGGCAGCCGCGCCUUCGGCCACCAUACAGAAGCCUAAGCCGCUCUCGGCGAAGCCUUCGUUCAGCGGCGAAUUGCCGAAGCGUCUGGCUGGCGCAACAUCUGCGACGACAGCGGCCGCACCAACACCACCCACAGUGAAGGCGUCGACGAAUAUAGCGUCGCUGACGCAGCGAUUCGAGCCGCGAAAGUAGUUAGGGGCGAAUUCAAACCUAUGACUUUAUAUGAUGUAAGCUAGGCUAGGCACGAUAAAAUAUCAUUUUUGGCACUGAUUAUCGAAACAGUUGUUGAUAUUCAUUCCUUUUAGCUAUCCCUCUAGCUAGGUCUAAGACGUUGCUUAAUUUACGUGCUUUUUAGUAUCUCAAUGAUGUUAUUUUAAGCCUAAUUUACGAUAUCGUAUUGAUAUGUAGUUAUAUUAUUAUAUAUGCCUACUCACUAAAUUUAAAUGUAUGUAAUAUUGUUUAUAUAACUUUAUAUGCUGUUUGCUUUUGUAAAUAAAAACCAAAGAAGUCCAAUUGUCACAAAAAACGAAAAAAAAAAAAAAAAAAUUCGCUGCUAAUUCAAAGCAAGUAUUCAAUGCAAAAUGGUCCAUGGUACUCUUAACUAUAAUGUUAUAAUGUUGUACAGUUGUAAAGCGCACUUGAGAUAUUUCAAAACGAAUAAAGAACUAUUCAUUGAA
This is a messenger RNA of Drosophila mojavensis, 6110 nucleotides long. It is a transcript of the gene Meltrin, whose product is annotated as disintegrin and metalloproteinase domain-containing protein 12. NCBI's taxonomy places the organism in Eukaryota, Metazoa, Arthropoda, Insecta, Diptera, Drosophilidae. The coding region runs from base 808 to 5625 and encodes 1605 amino acids. Gene Ontology annotation, biological process: membrane protein ectodomain proteolysis. The transcript has 9 exons. Gene Ontology annotation, molecular function: metalloendopeptidase activity. The record is from RefSeq and is a predicted model, not a curated record.